AAAUCAAAUUAUUUAAUAUUUUAUUGGUUAAAAAGGCUCUGACCCCUCCGACCUUGGGAGAUGGUUACAGUAGCUCGUUAGCUCGUCUCCUUGUUGUUGUUCAUCGCUCUCCCUCAGACUCGCUUAAGAAAGCAAGCUGCUUUGAUCUAUCUUCCUCGUCUCGUUUCCAAUUAUUUGCUUGGUAGCUAUCUAGCUUAUUAAAUGGGUUCAUCUGAGAAGAGAUCAAAGGAUGUCGUCAUGAGUGACAUACCAACCUUCAGUGCUGAGAAUUUUCAGAAGAACCUCAAAGUCAUUCAGAACAGCCGGACCUUUCUGUCUAUUAUUGCUGGAGUCCUUGCAGGAAUAAUCGGAUUCACUGGCUUGACCGGCUUUCUGUUUUACUUUGUGGUGAUGCUGAUCACAUCACUUGGGCUCAUGGCCAAGGCAGGCUUCUCAGCUGACGUGUACUUUGAUUCAUGGAACCGGGUCCUUUUUGAUGGCUUCCUUGGUGGCCUUAUGUCCUUUGUGCUCUUCUGGACAUUUGCUUACGACUUGGUGCACAUUUUCUGAGGGAUCUUCCGCCACCAAACGAGGAUGGUGGAAACAAGAAGUUACGUAGUUUGUGAGUUUGGUUUUUGCAGCCUCUCUUAAGCAACUUUAUAGAUUGGACAAUGUGUUUCUGUCUCCCUUUUGUUAACAACAGAUUAUGAAACUGUCUUGCUUUUAUUGUUUCCAACUCACUUGAGAUUACUUCAGCUAUGAAGCUUUUUGAUUCUCAAU
This is a messenger RNA of Brassica napus (rape), 759 nucleotides long. Its product is annotated as ER membrane protein complex subunit 6. The record is from RefSeq and is a predicted model, not a curated record. Gene Ontology annotation, cellular component: endoplasmic reticulum; membrane; EMC complex. The transcript has 5 exons. NCBI's taxonomy places the organism in Eukaryota, Viridiplantae, Streptophyta, Magnoliopsida, Brassicales, Brassicaceae. Bases 202 to 549 code for a protein of 115 amino acids. Gene Ontology annotation, biological process: autophagosome assembly; protein folding in endoplasmic reticulum.